Anarrhichthys ocellatus (wolf-eel) is the source of this 1927-nucleotide messenger RNA. It is a transcript of the gene cenpl, whose product is annotated as centromere protein L. Bases 548 to 1618 code for a protein of 356 amino acids. NCBI's taxonomy places the organism in Eukaryota, Metazoa, Chordata, Actinopteri, Perciformes, Anarhichadidae. The transcript has 4 exons. The record is from RefSeq and is a predicted model, not a curated record.
UUAUACAUAAAUCAAAACAUAAGUAUGUUUUCCUUCGCAAAAACAAAUAAAGCAUACUUUUGUCAACAUUGUAUUAGCUUUGCGGCCUAUAUAGCGUCGAUGCUAGUCGCUCUCAGGCCAAAAUACAUUCAAUAACCGAGUAGUUUAAUUUUGCCUUGGUUUUCACGAAAGGUACAAAUCUGUUUCAAUGAUAUAAAAGUCAUUUUAGGAAUCGUUUGCUUCCACUUUUCAAUUCGGCAUAUAAAUAAACUAAAUGUACCAUUGGAUGAUUGGUUCUCCUGUUGCUUUCACAAUGGUCGUCAGCCAAAAUACUAGUACUACAGCUGUUUUGUAUUCAACUCUACUGACUUCAUUAAGUGGGACCAAGCAGUAAUCCUGCACCCAAAAUCUAUCUUUUGAGUGUCAAAUCUUCAGCCCAUGUAGGAUAAACAGGUGGCUAUAAAAACGUGUAGUUUAAGACCAUGGUCACUACAGCUUAAUUAACACAUAAACACAGUCUCCUCUAUAAAGAGCACUGCAAUGACUACCUUUAUUACUAACUGGUACAAUGAACACCAGUCUGUGUAUGAUUUCCAGUGUGACGGGCAAAAGUAAGAGCUACCGGAUGUCAUACCGCAGCUCCUUAGGUGCUGCUGCGUCACGUCUCGGCUUAACUCCAGCGCUGACGGGACGGAGGCUCAACACCAGCAGGAGGGCUCCGAAGUCGCACAACAUCACUGAGAAGGUGAAUCCGGAGCAGCUGGCCUUACUGACGAAAACCGAGUGGCACCUGUCGUACGUCACUCCUCUCUAUCGGUUCAGACACACCCAGCUGAAGAGCUACUCCGGGCAGCUCUCAGCGUUCAUUGCUGCAGGGAAGCAGCAAGGUCUGGCUGUGGAGGUGUUUGACCCGCAGACGGCCUUCAGGGUCUCCUUCUCUUUGGUGCAGGGGAUGACUGAGUCGGACGACGAUGCUGAGACUGUCCUCAUACAGAUCCACUCGAAGCCAUUGUUUGCCGGGCAGGACGAGCCACAGAAGACAGUGUGGAGCGGCUUGCUGACCUGCGUCAACGGAAACCCCGAGUACCUGCGCUCACUUCCGGAGUACUUCAUCUGCCUGCCGCUCUUCGGCAGCAGUGGGGCCGAGGGUCUCACGACGUUGGUCAAGUCCUGGUUCCAGCAGUCCUUCGACUGCUGCUUUGGCCCUCUGGAAAUCAGCCACACGAGCCUACAGUGGCUGAUGGCAUUGUGGACCAACUGCCACACGGAGUCCAGCAUCCAACACCUCAAAAUGAUUUGGACUCUUCCAGCUGUGCCACCGCUGCAGGUCACCUACACGGUUAACCCCGAGGACGCCUGGGAGCUGUGGAGCAGUGUGAGAAAGACGAGGGAGAAGAGGGGAGGGGUGGAGGAGGAGGACUGUAUCGACAUUGAGGAGGUGACGAGGUUCAUGCAGGGGCUGAAGAGCCACUUCUACAGACACUUCAAGCUGGAUCUGUCAGCGGGCAGCCUGAACCAGGUCUCCACAGCUCUGGGCUCAGCCAAGUCCAGCGGUAGAAUGAAGAUCUCCAACAGCAGAUACAUGAUCACCACCCUGGCGCUACUGACAGAGUGCGCCCUCCUCAAAAUGCCCAUCUGAGUGACCGGAUACAGACUUUUUCUUUUCUUUUUUAAGAACAAAGCCAAACGUCUGCUUCUUUUUCUUAAACUCUUUUCAAAACAUGAAAUGGAGAGUAAUUUUGCACAAUAUUCUCUUCAAUGAAAGUCAUAUUCUGGCCCUUUUCACCCUUAUUUGAACUUAAAUGCAGGAAGUCUUGUGGCCGUAAUUAUGACUUUCCCCGUUCUAGCGUUCCCAGUUCGUAAUCACCUGUUGUAAAUACUAUACCGUAUAUAUACACCUGUCCAGCUGUUUAUAUAUUUUUGUCAUUUAUGGUUGUUUAAUAAAUAA